CCGAAGAAUAAUGUGAUACAAUGUGUGUGAUGUGGUGUGAGCAACGUACGAGCAACAAUUAGUGACCAUCGUUGGCUCAAAUUCAAUGUUUUUCACUGCAACCGGCUUCAGAAAACAUGCGAUGUUGAUUUUGUGGUUCUUGUUUGUGGUUUUAAUCGCUAAAGACUAUGCAUUGGCCAUUAAGUUGACAGAGCUACGAAUUCCCAAGCACGCGAUCCUGGGCCACACGGUCAAGCUCGAGUGUCUUUACGAUAUGGAGGGUGAAGCGCUGUACUCGGUGAAGUGGUACAAGGAUGGUUGGGAGUUUUAUCGGUACGUGCCUCGCGAUGAUCCUCCCCAACAGACCUUUCCGGUCGAGGGCAUUACGGUGAAUGUUCAUAAUUCCACCAACAGUCACGUGAUGCUGGAGUCGAUAAACUUAUCCUCUGGCGGCAAAUAUCGCUGUGAAGCAUCGGCCGAAGCACCCUCCUUUCAGACGGUCGCCGAUAACGGUGAGAUGAUGGUGGUCGUACCACCGGCAACAGAUCCUGUCAUAUCAGGGGGAAGCCCACGGUAUCAGAUAGGUGAUCUUGUGCGAGUUAAUUGCACUUCAGGCCAAUCAAAACCAGCCGUCCAUCUGGCUUGGUAUAUCAACAGCGAGCUGGCCGAUCUAUCUUAUGUUCGGCAGUAUCCAACCAUAGUUUCCCUCGCACCUGACCAUUUACAGACAUCCACACUAGGAUUGGAAUUUCGCAUCAAACCUAAGCAUUUCCGCAAAGGAGAUCUUAAACUGAAGUGCCUAGCAACCAUCUCAAACGUCUACUGGAAAAGCAACGAGGAAAGCAUGGAAGCAGACAAGCCACAAAAGUCUCACAUUCUGGAGUCGCGCAAAACUGGCCUUACGACCACUACCCGGGCGGAUAGAGUUCAUGCCAGCAACGGGGUUUCCAAAUUUCAAAUGUCGGAACAAAACUUUCCUUUGGUUGUUGCAGCCGUUUGCAGUCUUCUCUACGGCGCUAGUCUAUGCAUAGCUGGACGGUAACUGACCAUAACAGCAAUCCUGCGUAUAAAUGCUAACCGAGUGCAUUCAUUCAUUGCAUUGCGAACGAACAACUAUUUCCUCGAAUAGAACAAGAUUACAGGAACUAUUUAAUAAUUAAUUUCGAUUUGUAAAUUCUUCAUGAGUAAAGUAAAGCAAGUAGGCGCAAGAAUGUAUAUUCAGGAUGUAUCGCAUGUAAAAGACUUGAAACCAAUAUCGAGUAGCAUGGUGGUACUCGAUGAGCCAAAGCCAAAUAUAUUUAUGAGAGUGGCAUGGGAUAACAAAAUAACGAAACAAAACAAAAACCCCGUGAUGAAAAACUAUUCAUAAGGCACCAAACCGAUUUAAGUCAACAUCGUUUAGAUGCGUAUCACCGUACUAAUUUCUAUGCAUUGACUCUCGCAUGACCAAACGUGAAACUGAAAUGUAAAUUAAUGACACUACAGUUGAUUACAACUGACGGCGCGAUACAGCUAUAGGAGAAUUAACCUCACUUUUCGAAGCACAUUUACGUCCUUUUACCUACGACUUCUAAUCUGCGAGCACGUCUCUAGAGAAACAGACCGGGAAAGAAUCUUUGAGCGGCACGACACUUCGAUCAAUGGCUCCUUCUUCCUUAGCAUGGAGAAUCCUAAUGGCGCCCAGAAUACGAAUGGGUCGAAGAACUGAUGAAAUCAAAAGGAAAGAUUAGAGCUCAAAUGCAUGUUGUCCUAUUAAAUUAAUAAGCUACUGUUUA
Molecule: messenger RNA, 1754 nt
Organism: Anopheles moucheti
Lineage: Eukaryota; Metazoa; Arthropoda; Insecta; Diptera; Culicidae
Exons: 6
Coding region: 86-1021 (311 amino acids)
Source: RefSeq, a predicted model, not a curated record